Messenger RNA from Mycotypha africana, 1482 nucleotides. RefSeq lists its product as uncharacterized. NCBI's taxonomy places the organism in Eukaryota, Fungi, Mucoromycota, Mucoromycetes, Mucorales, Mycotyphaceae. The record is from RefSeq and is a predicted model, not a curated record. The transcript is spliced from 6 exons. The annotation marks the transcript as partial.
AUGUCAACUACCAGAAGGGCCCAUACCACGAGAAUACCCACUCUACAUAGCAAUAAACAUCAUUCUCAUGAUAAUGGCUCUACAGUAACAACUGAUUCUUCCGCUACUGGUAGUAGACAACGUCAGUCGAAAAGAGAUGAGGCGAUUCGCAAGAAGUUGGAAACGGAGCUUUCCAAAAAGAAAUCGGGCUCAAAAAAGAUACGUCAACAAACUACUCGUAAAAUAGCUGGUACUGUUUCUGCCCUGCGUCCGGCGCAAGCAUUGACAGUCAAAGAGAAUAUGUUGAUUAUCGAAGCCUCACAAUUGAUGGCUGCGAAAAGGAGUGAUUGUGUUUUGGUGGUAGACGAUGAAGACCACUUGAGUGGCAUUUUUACGGCUAAGGAUCUUGCUUACAGAUUGGUUUCAGAAUCAUUAGAUGCCAGAAAUACGACAGUAGCCAAAAUCAUGACAAAGGGUCCUAUGUGUGUUACCUCUGAUACAUCAGCCACCGAUGCUCUGAAUCUGAUGGUUUCUCGUGGUUUUCGUCACCUUCCCGUCUGCAAUGAGGAAGGGGAUAUUUUUGGUCUUUUAGAUAUAACGAAAUGCUUGUAUGAAGCACUUGAUAAAAUGGAGAGAGCAUUCGGUUCUUCCCGCAAGCUCUACGAUGCAUUGGAAGGUGUUGAAAAAGAAUGGGCCAAUUCGCCUAUUCAACUUGUUCAAUACAUGGAAGCUCUUCGUGACAAAAUGGAAUGCCCUGAUCUCAAUUCAGUUUUAGAUGGCUUACCUCCUGCAGAGGUUAGCGUUAAAACCAAUGUGCGUGACAUUGCACGUAUGAUGAAAGAAUAUCACACUACGGCUGUUUUGGUAACUGACCGCGAUGGCUUAGCAGGCAUCUUCACUACGAAAGAUAUCGUACUGCGGGUAAUUGCUGCAGGUCUGAAUCCUGAAACCUGUUCUGUUGUCCGUGUUAUGACGCCCCAUCCUGAUACAGCACCUCCUCAAAUGACGAUUAUGGAUGCUCUAAGGAAAAUGCAUGAUGGUCACUAUCUCAAUCUUCCAAUCGUGGAGAACGGUGUUGUCAUCGGUAUCGUAGACGUUUUGAAAUUAACAUAUGCUACUUUAGAGCAGAUCAAUAGUAUUGAGGGUAAUGAUGGGGAAGGACCGAUGUGGGGAAGAUUCUGGGACAGUUUCGGAGCUGCGGAUCAUCAAGAUUCAGAAUCGCAAUUAUCAGAUCCUCUUUCUUCACAAUUGAAUCAUACAGCAACAGCAAAUGCUUCUCACCUCACAGCAAACGGUAACGGUCUGCAGCCUCAUCGUGCUAUUUCACCUGAACCUUCUGUUUCGCUUUCUCAUCUACAAGGCUUCUCAGAAAUCACACCAAAUGAAUCAGCUAGCAUGGUAGCUAAUCAAGACGACCCCUCAACACUAUCAGAAGAACGCAACAACCGGACCUCUCCUUCCGUCACUAGCAAUACAGAUCUCUUUUCGUUCAAAUUUACCUCU